Molecule: messenger RNA, 1252 nt
Organism: Cicer arietinum (chickpea)
Lineage: Eukaryota; Viridiplantae; Streptophyta; Magnoliopsida; Fabales; Fabaceae
Product: protein PHOSPHATE-INDUCED 1-like
Source: RefSeq, a predicted model, not a curated record
CAUCCUUCCAUUUCAUCACCUCAACUCGAUCACAGUAUUUCCCACAACAAAUCCCUUCUACUUCUUAAUCUGUUUUUUCUCCAUACAAAAGACAAAUGGCCUCUCUUAAUACAAGUGUAAUCUUCACACUUUUUCUCACAAUUUCUCUACUUCAUUUGAUUUCAGCUAGACAACUAAUUGAAUCAGACCAACUACUUAAGUUUCAAUACCACAAAGGCCCUCUACUUAGUGGCAAAAUUUCUAUCAACAUCAUUUGGUAUGGAAAAUUCAAACCAUCCCAACGAGCAAUAAUCACAGAUUUCAUAAAUUCACUCUCUUCUCCCAAACAAACCACAACAUUGCAACCCUCAGUUGCCACGUGGUGGAAAUCAACAAAAAAAUACUACCACCUCACCAACAACAAGAAAUCAGUUAAUCUCGCUCUCUCCCUCGGUGCUCAAAUUCUUGAUGAGAAUUACUCUUUAGGCAAAUCACUCACAACUAACCAAAUCCUAAAACUCGCAUCUAAAGGACCACAAAAAGACUCUAUUAACAUUGUUCUCACAUCUGCUGACGUGGCAGUCGACGGUUUCUGUUCAAGUAGGUGUGGGACCCAUGGUUCGUCUAAUGGUGCACGCGUGAAUGGCAAGAGAUACAAAUUCGCGUACAUUUGGGUUGGGAAUUCAGAAACUCAGUGUGCUGGUCAAUGCGCGUGGCCAUUUCACCAACCAAUUUAUGGCCCACAAAGCUCACCAUUGGUUGCACCAAAUAACGACGUGGGUCUUGAUGGAAUGGUUAUCAAUGUUGCUAGUUUAUUAGCAGGAACCGUAACUAAUCCUUUUGGUAAUGGAUAUUUUCAAGGACCUAAAGAAGCUCCUUUGGAAGCUGCUUCUGCUUGUACUGGUGUUUAUGCUAAAUGUGCUUACCCUGGUUAUGCCGGAGAUCUCUUGGUGGACCCCACAACGGGUGCUAGCUAUAAUGCAAAUGGCAUUAAUGGAAGGAAGUAUUUGUUGCCUGCUCUUUUCGAUCCUAAAACCUCAGCUUGUUCUACAUUAGUAUGAAGAAAGAUAAUGUUUUAGUUGUUAGGAAAUGAUAGAUUCUUUGAUUUUUUCAUUCAAUUUAUUAUUACGAUGUCGAAAAUUAUUAUAGUAGUGUUACAAAUUUAUAGUACUAGAAAUUUAAUAUAUCAUAAAUUAUAUCAACUGAUUAAAGAGAAAUCCAAAAAUCUAUCAAAUGGGGUUAGAAUAUUACUCAAUAUUUCUUUUAUACUAAA